Messenger RNA from Carica papaya (papaya), 2862 nucleotides. Its product is annotated as transcription factor MYB124. Gene Ontology annotation, cellular component: nucleus. Gene Ontology annotation, molecular function: RNA polymerase II cis-regulatory region sequence-specific DNA binding; DNA-binding transcription factor activity, RNA polymerase II-specific. Lineage: Eukaryota; Viridiplantae; Streptophyta; Magnoliopsida; Brassicales; Caricaceae. The record is from RefSeq and is a predicted model, not a curated record. Gene Ontology annotation, biological process: regulation of DNA-templated transcription.
UUUCCCAGAUUAAAAUUAUUUUCUUUUCAUGUGAAGAAAAUGAAAAUGAAUUUAGAGAGAGAAAAGUUUUCAAAAAAAGUUUUCUUUAUGAAGAAAUUUUAAAAUCGGAUCAUUACAUACACUCUACUUUCACUCGUUUCGAUUCAUAAACUAACAAAAGAACAAAAGCCAAAUCCCAUUUUCUCCAAACCUUCCUUUCAAUCUCUACAUUUUUCCAUCUCCGUUGAAUCUGUAUACCCAAAAUCUUUAAUACACAGAUCUACGUCGCUUUUCUCGUCGACCCAGAACGCGGAUAUAUACGCAUUAGGUAUACGAGAUUUCUUGGAUUUCGUGAUCAGAUAGAAAAACACCAUCAAAGCUUUCCUGAUACCGUCUCCAUCGACGACCAUUUUUGGGUUAAAAAUUUAGAAUCCGAGGAAUUUUCUUUUGAUUUUUUCUUCGUGGGUUUUAAUGGGUACGGGGAGGGGGGAGCACGUCGUAGAGAUCAUGAGAGCAGCUCGUGAUUCCGUUUGAACCAAACAGUGGGUUAGUGAGAAAAGUGAGGGGAAAAGAUUUAAGCUCCCCCCUUUUUACUGGGUUUUGUUUAAAUAAUGAGAUGAGCAUAAAGAGGUGGGCAUAGCAUGCGAGACUUGGGUUUUAAUAAAAGGGAAGGAGCGUCUUAGAAAACCCACAGAGAGCCGAAGGGAAUAAGAAUAAAUAAGUUAGUGGAGGAUGCAGGAAGCAAAGAAGAAGAACGGUUCUAGUGAAGAUUCCAAGAAGAAGGAACGCCAUAUAGUUACCUGGACUCAGGAGGAAGAUGAUAUACUCCGAGAGCAAAUUAGUUUGCAUGGAACAGACAAUUGGGCCAUUAUUGCUUCCAAAUUCAAGGAUAAAACAACAAGGCAGUGCAGAAGAAGAUGGUAUACAUAUUUGAAUUCUGACUUCAAGAAAGGUGGAUGGUCACCGGAAGAAGACAUGCUAUUGUGUGAGGCUCAAAAAAUAUUUGGUAAUAGAUGGACAGAAAUAGCAAAGGUGGUUUCAGGCAGAACCGAUAAUGCUGUUAAGAACAGAUUCUCAACGCUGUGCAAGAAGAGAGCAAGAUAUGAAGCCUUGGCAAAGGAAAACAAGAAUGUGAUCAUGAAUACAAAUAACAAAAGAAUUUUAUUUCAAAACAAUGUUGAUGGAACAGCAGAAAAUGAUGCACCUCUUAAGAAAAUGAGGAGAAGCCACAUCUUGGACCUCACAGAAAAUGGCGAUUCCGGAGACAGAUUGCAUAAACAAAGUGCAAAGAUAAUGAAUCAACACCCAAGACACCCCUUUGCUGUCAUUGUUCAGAACUUUCCCAAGGUUAACAGCUCGGCAGCACAACAUCAUGCUGGCAAUGUCAAGGAUGUCACUAGUGAUGCUCAGAAUAAUAAAAGAGAAGGAAUAUAUAUCAAGAAAGAUGAUCCAAAGAUAACUGCUUUGAUGCAACAAGCAGAAUUGCUCAGCUCACUGGCACUGAAAGUUAAUACUGAGAACUCAGAGCAGAGUGUAGACAAUGCUUGGAAGGUUCUCCAAGAUUUCUUGAAUCGAAACAAAGAUAAUGAAAGUCUCAAAUAUAGAAUCUCUGGUAUUGAUUUUCAACUUGAAGAUUUUAAGGACCUGAUAGAGGACCUAAGGAGCAGUAAUGAGGGAAGUCAACGAUCUUGGAGGCAACCUGAUCUAUAUGAGGAGUCCCCCGCUAGCUCUGAAUAUAGUACAGGAUCAACGACAAUGCCCCAUAUUUCUGGUGAUAAAACAGAACAAACUCAAGAUGAGACGGAUCCACUGAAUCAGCAAAUUGGAACAGAACUACAGUCUGUUCACAGUGGCAAGGGAAAUUGCAUUGACGAGCAGGAGAGAGAGACUCUUUCCAACCUAAAUACAAAUGAAGUGGAGUUACUCACAACUUGUGAUGGACAAGUAAAUGAAAAUGGAAUUGUUUCUGCCUCCUCAAGUACGGAGUUCAGUUCCCCUCUUCAUUGUACCCCACUUUUCAGGUCUUUAGCUGCAGGAAUUCCAAGCCCAAAAUUCUCAGAAAGUGAAAGGAACUUCCUAUUGAAAACACUUGGGAUCGAGUCCCCUUCUCCGAAUCCAAUUGCUAAUCCUUCACAGCCACCACCCUGCAAAAGGGUUCUUCUUCAGAGCCUAUAAACAACUUCUCUUAUCGAUUCACAUACAGAUUUUACAACCUCCAGACCAAUUACAUCCUAUCUUUCAGUCCCUUGGGUCAAUAUACCUAUAUCAAGUUUUAUCUUUCCUGUUUGAACAUAGUUUCCUAGGUUUGCAGCCAUUUCGGCCUGAAGUUUUAUAAAGAGGCAUGCCAUGAUCUGCAUUCCGAGCUUACUGAUCUAGAAUGUUACGGUACAUUCUAGCAUCUCAGACACAUCAAACCAUGUGUCCUGGGUUCUACCUUUUCCUUCAAAUUUCCCUUUCUCCUACUAAGAGGGUACGACCUCAAUACUCACAUCUAAUAGCAGUGUGCUUGUUAAUGUGUGUCAUUCUUUUGUUUGUCUUCUCACAAGAUUUUGGAUUCAGAUACUGCUUUUGAUCCAGUUUUUGGUCUUGAUUUUGACAUUUUUGUACAGAACCUACUAUUUAAAUUCCCUAGUGAGAUUGUAAUUACACAUCGGCAACUCGCCCAGUAUAUGAUCAAAAGAAACAGAGAUCUCCCCAGAAGAAAAAAACAAGGUUAAAGAGGAUUAACCAGUUGAUUGAAUUCCUAUUUAUUGUCUUUAAGGUGUGCAAAGGGUAUAGAAUAAGUUUUCUAUCCUUCAUUAUUUUUUUCUUUGUCCCUGAUUUCUAAUGUAAUAGAACUUAAUAUGAUUUGAGUGGAAAUAUGUUUUUGACUUGGUGUGGAUA